Magallana angulata is the source of this 2931-nucleotide messenger RNA. RefSeq names its product zinc transporter ZIP10-like. Gene Ontology annotation, molecular function: zinc ion transmembrane transporter activity. The transcript is spliced from 9 exons. Gene Ontology annotation, cellular component: membrane. The coding region runs from base 152 to 1891 and encodes 579 amino acids. Gene Ontology annotation, biological process: zinc ion import across plasma membrane; intracellular zinc ion homeostasis. The record is from RefSeq and is a predicted model, not a curated record. Lineage: Eukaryota; Metazoa; Mollusca; Bivalvia; Ostreida; Ostreidae.
GGUGCCAGGUACAUGUCGAAGGACACCGGUUAAAGGAAGCUGACAACUCGCUGUUUUCUAUAUACUUGUAUAUAAAGGAGCGAUUACAUUUAGACGCCUUAUCAGUUUUUGAAUCAUCCGGGACUACGUUAACCUUACCUAUAUACCUACCAUGUUACGCUGGGAGAUGCUGGUCCUUUUCCUUUGGGGUUGUGUGGGGGUCCUUUGGGCCGCGAACACGACAAACGAAGCACCCACACGAUCCGAUAAAGAACGGUUGUUUUAUUUGUCGACCAUUUUCCAAAAGUACUCCACCGAUGAUAACGAAAUACCACUGGAUAACGUACAGAAGUUGCUGGCCAACCUUGGGCUCCCCGUCCCCGCGGGAGAGGGUUUUCUGUUGAACUCUGAGGGUGGAAUUGCAGAGAAUGACUCUCACUGCCACGACCUGGAGGCGGGGUGUCCGACCACUUCCACCCCUCUCGAUCCAUCUGAUAGACACAUCCACAAGAGGUCGGUGGCCACGAGUGAUGCUCACUACAAUCACGAAAAGCAGUGCUUGAGCACAGUUGAAUUGUUGAGAACCUACCAUUUCCAAACCAAAUCGUCCAUUGGCAAAGAAGACUUCAUGAACCUAUGUCCCAGUCUGAUUGUACAUCUGGACAAAGAGGAAUGCAAGAGCGACAUAGAACCGCACAUUCAUAAAGAGGAAGUUGAAGGGAGGUCCUUGGGUUCGAUUCCACUAAAUGUGUGGGGGUACAGCGCCCUAUCCAUCCUCAUCAUAAGCCUGGUCGGGCUUCUCGGUGUGGCGGUAAUUCCCAUCAUGCAAGGCCCGUUCUACAACCAUUUACUUCAGUUCCUGGUGGCGCUUGCCGUCGGCGCUCUUUCCGGUGACGCAAUGCUUCAUUUAAUUCCACAUGCACUAGCUGGGGGUCAUGAGGAACAUGGCGAGGAGGAGGCAGCCCCAGGAGAAGCACUAACUGAUGAACAAAUGAACGUGUUCAAAGGACUGACGGCUCUCGUCGGCAUCUUCAUCUUCUUUUUCAUCGAAAGAGUGAUGACCAUCAUCACAGAUAUUAAAAGAAAGCGAAGAGAAGAAGAGCAUUAUAAACAUCAAUUGGAACUGGCGGCUAAACUUGGUGAGGAUGAAAUCGAACAGAUCAAAAAGGCCCACGAACUGGCGCAUGUCUACAACCACGAACACGACUGUGAAUCGCUCAACUGGGGGAUCCACCCUGGAAACCGAGCAUUGGAACUCUUCGCCGAGGAAGCAAACAAGGAAAAGCAUGAGGACGAGGUUCUUAUGAAGAAGAUUGAAGACAAAAAGAGACUGGACCGGAAGGACUCCAAAUCAACUAAAUCCCGGAAACUGAGCCGCUCCCACAGUCACUCGCAUUCCCACAAUGCCGGAAUUCCAAAGGACGUGGCAGCAGUUGCAUGGAUGGUGAUCCUUGGGGAUGGGAUCCAUAACUUCUGUGACGGCCUGGCCAUUGGCUCGGCCUUCGCCGCUUCCAUCACAGGGGGCAUUAGUACCACCAUAGCUGUGUUCUGUCAUGAACUGCCUCAUGAAAUUGGGGAUUUUGCCGUUUUGCUGAAGGCGGGAAUGAGGCCGAAGCAGGCGAUCGUGUAUAACGUGGUGUCGUCUGUGUUGGCGUUCUGUGGAAUGCUUAUUGGGGUCAUGCUUGGAAACAUUGAGUCUGCUAGUCUCUGGAUCUUCACAGUGGUCGGCGGCAUGUUCCUCUAUGUGUCGCUGGUCGACAUGCUGCCUGAGAUGAUGUCGGUUGACUCCAGAGACGGCGAGAAUCCAUUCUUCCACUUGGUGUUCCAGGCUUGUGGCAUGUUUCUUGGGAUAGGAAUCAUGCUUAUCAUCGCCAUGUACGAGGACAAGAUGAAAACCAUGAUGGAACUUUAAAACAGAAAUCUACAAACCCAGAAAAAAACCCAGCAAUGUACAAACCAACUAAAGGUCUGCGCCACCGAUUACUGCCACGAUGGAUGACUGACAAUACUCAAAAAACCUUUCACGCUAUUAUUGUUAAGUUUGUUCUUAUCAUUUUUGCAUAAUGAAUCUAUGUGUGAUACUGUGUCUUUGAUGCAAUGAAAUCCUCUUUGCUUUCUUAGCUGUGCUCCCGUUACAAUGAUAUAGAUUAAAAUGCAUAACAGUCCUGCAUGGGUCCAACCCCCCCCCCCCCCGGAAAUUUCAAAUUUCUUAAAUAUAUACAUUGUACAGUUAUACCGAGAAUAUGCCUUGCUCCGUCCGCCCCGCCCCGGCAAACUCAAAUACCCCCUCUCCCGGAAAAAAAUUGCUUGAUCUGCGCAUGGCUAUAAUUAAUGUGCAACUUGUUGGACAUUUCAGUGUGUUGAACAAUUUUUGUGAGGCGUUACGUAUACUAGUAACUUGGUUUUUUUUGUCGAAAGAAGUAAACAAGGAAAAUGAUAACAACAUUGGUUCUUUUCAGUACGUAGCAGCUUUUAGGACCGUAUGGUUGAACAUUUUUUGCAAGUCUUAUCAUAACAGAUUAUAGGCGAAAAUCAUUUUCUAAUGUAUAGAUUUUAAAGCGCCUUGUCAUUAUUGUAUAUCUGAAUAGAUUGAUUUGUCGUAUUUAUUAUUUUAUUGUCAUGUCCUUAAAGUUGCAGCUAGUUGUCAAUUUGUUUAUCAAACUGUUUGUUUGAUUGUUUAAAGUUUAUAUCGCAGAAAAUUCAUCUGACGAACAAUGCAAGAGUGAUUUGAUUGUAAAUACAAGCUUGUGGAGUACAUAAGUUUUACAACUGCAUGCAUGUCUGAAUAUCAUUUCAAAAAUGAUAUGCAAAUUUUAAAAAAUGCUUAUUAUUUUGUUCAUUUAUAUGAAUGUUUUUCUCCCCUUUUGUACAUAUUUACGUGUACCGGUACAUAUAGAGAUAUUUAAUAAAUGAUAUAUUCAUGAUGUUUAUCAAUAAACUGCAAGAUAUAUA